Molecule: messenger RNA, 1137 nt
Organism: Hyalella azteca
Lineage: Eukaryota; Metazoa; Arthropoda; Malacostraca; Amphipoda; Hyalellidae
Product: arrestin domain-containing protein 17-like
Exons: 7
Coding region: 4-1086 (360 amino acids)
Biological process (GO): protein transport
Cellular component (GO): cytoplasm
Source: RefSeq, a predicted model, not a curated record
AAAAUGGGGAUUAAGUUACUAUUUGUUGAUCUUAGUCCUCGACUGCUGAUAUAUUUCCCUGGGCAAUUGCUCGAAGGAAUCGUCAAGGUUGAUGUUGAAAAAUCCACAGUAUGUAAAGGAAUCACUUUAACUUGUUUCGGAGAGGCUUGGACGGAGUGGAAAAAAAGAUCGAUGAUGGGCAAGCGUUAUUUCUAUAAUGGAGAAGUGUACGGCAAGCAGAAGAUGUGUCUUUGGGGGGAAGAAGGUUCGAGGAACCUGGCCUCUGGCAUUCACGAAUUUCCCUUCAGCUUCGUGCUUCCUGAAGAGAUGCCUUCGUCUUUUGAGGGACCGUAUGGCUUUGUUAGGUACAAAGUGAAAGCUAAGGCUAAAGUUCCGCAUGGUUUGGACAAGAGAUGCCAAGUUUACUUCUCUUUCUGCCAGCCGUACGACCUCAAUCUGGAUUUUAGAGCACAAACGCCGCUAUCGGUCGUAUCUCGCAAAGAUCAAGCAUGGAGCGUUAAAAGCCAAGUUCAAGUCACCAUGGAGCUCGAAGGACCAACGCGAGCUUACGUUCCUGGAGCUACGGUCAAUCUGAGGGCCAGAAUAAAGAACGAUGAGAGUUCAACAAUAGAAUUCAAGACGGCAAUGAAGCAAAAAGUCGCAUAUCACUCGAAGCGUCGACACCGCAUGGAGCACAGCCGGAAUGUCUGGAAGGGGCAGACUAGAAGUUGUCUACCGCACGAAGAGAGCGGAUGGUUCGAGAUCAGCUUUCAGAUCCCAGCGGUUGUGCCAAAUUUGAAAUUUUGCAACAUCAUCGACGUGGAAUAUGUAUUUCAGAUGAAAACAAAAAUGAAAAUGAACCGCGACGUGGAAAUAAGUCAGCCAUUUAUACUCGGCACAGUGCCGUUCAAGGCCGAGGCGCCGACGUACGAAGAAGCUGCUGUGUCCGAUGGAACAUUCCCUAGCCAUCCUCCCGCCACGCUGUCCCCGCAAGCAGUUUCUCCUUGUCACUUCUGCACGAGUCUCUCCUCCAAGUCCAAGCAGCGACUCAAGGGCACCAACCCAGCUCCUAAUUAUGUCAUAUUACCUAAUCCUGAUUACAUUUAAUUGCAUGCAAGCCAAGCCAUUCUAACUAUUGGGUGAUAUCUCGUAUUAUGA